Molecule: messenger RNA, 8371 nt
Organism: Silurus meridionalis
Lineage: Eukaryota; Metazoa; Chordata; Actinopteri; Siluriformes; Siluridae
Gene: dock4b
Product: dedicator of cytokinesis 4b
Biological process (GO): cell chemotaxis; small GTPase-mediated signal transduction
Cellular component (GO): cytoplasm; plasma membrane
Molecular function (GO): small GTPase binding; GTPase activator activity; guanyl-nucleotide exchange factor activity
Source: RefSeq, a predicted model, not a curated record
CUCGCUGGCUCGCGCACUCUGAACAAUGAGUGUAAGCGGAGCGCGAGGAGCCCGGAGAAUGUGAGCGCGCGGGGAUUUGUUACAGCGCUCAAGCUCGUGCGGUCUUUCAGCGGGCUAAAAACCGGAACCAUGUGGAUCCCGACGGAGCACGAGAAGCUCGGAGUGGUGCUGGCCAGUUUUCGGGGGACGGUACAGCACGGCUUGCCCCUGGAGAUCGGUGACACGGUGCAGAUCCUGGAGAAAUGUGAAGGCUGGUACAGAGGCUUCGUGCUCAAGAACCCAAACGCCAAGGGGAUUUUCCCAUGCAGUUACAUUCAUUUGAAAAAUGCUCAGAUAAAGAACAAGGGGCAGUUUGAGACCGUGGUGCCCACAGAAGACACGGUCAUUACAGAGAUGACGUCCACUUUACGGGAAUGGGGCAUUAUAUGGAAGCAGCUUUAUGUGAAGAACGAGGGAGAUCUGUUCCACAGAUUAUGGCAUGUGAUGAAUGAGAUCUUGGAUCUGCGGCGGCAGGUUUUGGUUGGUCACCUGACCCACGACCGUAUGAAGGAUGUCAAACAACACAUCACUGCCCGUCUGGACUGGGGAAAUGAGCAGCUGGGUCUGGAUCUGGUUCCCAGGAAAGAGUUUAGCAUGGUGGAUCCUGAUGAUAUCAGCGUCACUGAGCUGUACAGACUGAUGGAACAUCGUCACCGUAAAAAGGACACGCCCGUCCCAGCCAGCACACAUCACCUGUUUGUGCAGAUGAAGAGUCUGAUGAGCUUGAACCUGGGCGAGGAGCUGGAGGUUUUCUUCUACAUCUACGACAGCAGAGAGAGUCGACCUCUCAGUGAAAGGUUCUUUGUGAAGCUUAAUAAGAACGGAGUGCCCAGGUCUCCAGAGAAGACAGAGACGCACUGUACCCUUUUUGUGGACUUGGGGAGCAGUGACCUGAGAAAAGAUGUGUAUAUUGUUGUUCACAUCAUUAGGAUAGGGAGGAUGUGUGCGGGUGAGAAGAAGAACACAUGCAGCGUGCAGUACAGGCGUCCGUUUGGCUGUGCCGUGUUCAGCAUCGCGGAUCUCCUCACUGCUGACACGAAGGACGACCAGAUCCUUAAAGUCUACGCAUGUAACACUGAGAGUGAUUGGAGUCAAAUCCAUGACAGCAUAAUAAAGAAAGUGAACUCCAGAUAUAACCUGUCAGGAUCCAACACGGGCCUUGCAGUGACUCUCCAGUUACUUCACGGGGACAUCGAGCAGCUGCGGAGGGAGUACAUGGCCAUUUUCUCUCGGGGUGUAUCCAUCACCAGGAAGCUAGGAUUCUCUGAUGUCAUUAUGCCAGGGGAUAUGAGGAAUGAUCUGUACAUCAUUUUGGAGAAAGGAGAGUUUGAGAAAGGAGGAAAGACUGUAGCCAGAAAUGUGGAAAUCACAGUUUAUGCACUGGAUGCCGAUGGACAGAUUCUCAGGGGCUAUGUUUUAGCGGGUUCGGGUGAGCCGGGGUCUGACGAAUACCAUUCCUUUGUGCUGUACCACAACAACAGCCCACGCUGGGCCGAGCAGAUCAAGCUGCCCAUCCCCGUCGAUGUGUUCCGCGGCUCCCAUGUCCGCUUCGAGUUUCGCCACUGCUCAACAAAAGACAAAGCGGAGAAGAAGCUAUUUGGCUUCUCGUUUGUCCAUUUAAUGCAGGAAGAUGGACGAACUCUACCAGAUGGCACCCAUGAGCUCAUUGUCUAUAAGUGUGAGGAAAACGCUAAUCUUCAAGAUUGUGCUCGCUACCUCAGUCUGGCCUGUUUCAAAACCAAUCUGUCAGGCAACAACCAGGCUGUGAAAAACAGCAAGGAGUCUUUCUGGAUCACCUCAUUCCUCUGUUCCACCAAACUCACUCAAAAUGGUGAAAUGCUGGACCUGCUGAAAUGGAGGAUGCACCCUGAUAGGAUCAGUGAGAGCCUGUCCAAACUGAAGGAGAUUGAUGGCUCUGAAAUAGUUAAGUUCUUACAGGACACUCUGGAUGCGCUCUUUGGGAUUUUGGACGAGAGCUCGCAGAGAUUCAGCCUCAAAGUCUUUGAUUCUCUUGUGCACAUUAUAAACUUACUCCAGGACAGCAAGUUCCAGCACUUUAAACCUGUCAUGGACACCUACAUCGAGGGCCACUUUGCAGGAGCUUUGUCCUACAGAGAUCUGAUUAAGGUCCUGAAAUGGUAUGUGGACCGCAUCAUUGACGCCGAACACCAGGACCACAUUCAGCGAGUUCUCAAGGCGACAGAGUACAUAUUUAAGUACAUUAUACAGUCUCGGAGGCUUUAUGCAAUCGCGACAGGGGGCCAGAAUGAGGAAGAGUUUCGCUGCUGUAUGCACGAGCUCUUCAUGUCCAUCCGCUUCUUCUUGUCGCAGGAGAGCAAAGGGUCCAGCCCAAUCUCCCACACACAGACGGUGUUUUUGCAGGCAUUUCCUGCAGUCUAUGGGGAGCUGCUAAAGCUGUUCACCGUCACUGAGGUGGCCUCGUUCGUAAGGGAGACACUGGGGAGUCUGCCGGACAUCUCACAGUCAGACUGCCCCCUAGAGACUGUCAAACUACAGUGCAUUUCCAAAACUGUGGAGAGCCAGCUAUACACAAACCCCGAAUCAAGGUGUGUUCUGCUCCCUGUGGUCUUGCGCUUGUUACAGACUCACUCAGAGCAACGAGAUCUGGUGAUGGGUGCCCAAAUACUCACCUGCAUGCUGUCUAUCAUAAAAAGAUACGAUACGGAGCCAGCCAUGUCUGAAGAAGUGGAUCUGAUAGUGGAGAGCUUGCUCAGUGUAUUAUUGAGGACUAUUCUGGAGAUUUCCAACCGUCCUCAAACCCCAGUGUCGACAAUGCGUCCUCAGAGUCAAGAUGUCACGGGGGAGUUUGUGUCAUGCCUUUUGGCAUUGCUGAAGCAGAUGGGAGAUAAACACUACCAGCAGCAUCUUCAACGUUUCACCAGUAAAGAUGAGCUGAGGGAUUUCCUUCUGCAGAUUUUCACCGUAUUCCGCAUCCUGAUCCGGCCGGAAAUGUUUCCUAAAGAUUGGACAGUCAUGCGGCUUGUCACUAAUAAUAUCAUCAUCACAACGGUGCUCUACCUGUCAGAUGCUCUGAGGAAAAACUUUCUGAAUGACAGGUUUGAUUAUAAGGUCUGGGAUUCGUACUUUUAUCUGUCUGUAAUCUUCAUCAAUCAGCCCUGCCUCCAGCUUGAAACGUUCUCUCCUUCCAAGCGCAAGAAAAUUCUUGAAAAGUACGGAGAUAUGAGGGUGAUGAUGGGCUGUGAAAUCUUCAGUAUGUGGCAGAAUCUAGGAGAACACAAAUUAAACUUCAUCCCUGCUAUGAUUGGCCCAUUUCUCGAGGUGACACUGGUUCCUCAGCCGGAUCUGCGGAACGUGAUGAUCCCCAUUUUUCACGACAUGAUGGACUGGGAACAGCGGCGAAGCGGCAACUUUAAACAGGUGGAGGCAAAACUAAUAGACAAGCUCGACAGUCUGAUGUCAGAAGGAAAGGGUGAUGAAACUUACCGUGAGCUCUUCAACAGCAUAAUUCCUCUGUUCGGUCCAUACCCUAGCCUCUUAAAGAAGAUCGAGAGAGAGACGUGGAGAGAAAGCGGAAUCUCAUUAAUUGCAACAGUAACACGCCUAAUGGAGAGACUGCUUGAUUACAGGGACUGCAUGAAACUUGGAGAAGUGGAUGGAAAGAAGAUUGGCUGUACUGUCAGUCUGUUGAACUUCUAUAAAACAGAGCUGAAUAAGGAGGAGAUGUAUAUCCGCUACAUCCACAAGCUGUAUGACCUGCACUUAAAAGCGCAGAACUACACAGAGGCUUCUUACACGCUGCUGCUGUACGACGAGCUGCUGGAAUGGUCAGAAAGGCCACUGCGGGAGUUUCUGAGUUAUCCCAUGCAAACCGAGUGGCAGAGGAAAGAGUACCUGCAUCUCACCAUCAUCCAAAACUUUGAACGUGGCAAGUGUUGGGAGAACGGAAUCCUCCUGUGUCGAGAGUUGGCCGAUCAAUACGAAGCGUAUUAUGAUUACAGGAACUUGAGCAAAAUGAAGAUGAUGGAGGCCUCCCUUUAUGAUAAAAUCAUGGACCAGCAAAGACUGGAGCCUGAGUUCUUCCGAGUGGGCUUCUAUGGAAAGAAGUUUCCCUUCUUUUUACGAAAUAAGGAGUUUGUAUGUCGUGGACAUGACUAUGAGCGUUUGGAAGCCUUCCAGCAGCGCAUGCUCAAUGAAUUCCCUCAUGCCAUCGCCAUGCAACAUGCCAACCAGCCAGACCAGACUAUUUACCAUGCAGAGGCCCAGUACCUGCAAAUCUACGCUGUGACUCCAAUCCCAGACAGCCAGGACGUCCUCCAGAGAGACGGCGUUCCGGACAACAUCAAGAGCUUCUACAAAGUCAACAACAUCUGGCGUUUCCGCUAUGACCGCCCUUUCCACAAGGGCAUCAAAGACAAGGAGAAUGAGUUUAAGAGUCUGUGGGUGGAGAGAACAACGAUGACCCUGGUACAGAGUCUCCCAGGGAUCUCCCGCUGGUUUGAAGUGGAGAAGAGAGAUCUGGUGGAGGUGAGCCCACUGGAGAAUGCCAUCGAGGUGAUUGAAAACAAGAACCUGCAGCUGCGGACACUGAUCACGCAGUGCCAGACACGCCAGAUGCAGAACAUCAACCCGCUCACCAUGUGCUUAAAUGGCGUGAUCGACGCUGCUGUGAAUGGAGGCCUUGCUCGCUACCAGGAGGCAUUCUUUGUGAAAGACUACAUGAUGAAUCACCCGGAGGACGGAGAUAAGAUUGGACGCCUUAGAGAACUCAUGUUUGAACAGGCACAAAUACUAGAAUUUGGCCUGACUGUCCAUGAGAAGUUUGUUCCACAGGACAUGCGGCCACUACAUAAAAAACUUGUGGAUCAGUUCCAACUCAUGAAGUCUAGCCUAGGGAUUCAGGAGCUCCCAACCUUCAUGAGAGCCAGUCCUAUCCAUUUUUCCAAUGGAAGCCCACGGGUCGGGAGAAACUCAAUGCCCAACAUUUUAAAUGUAGAGGGAGGACGUGUCGUGCCCCGCCGCAGUCCACUCAGCUAUCCAGCAGUAAACCGGUACUCUUCGUCUUCUCUGUCAUCGCAAGCCUCCAAUGAAGUGAGCAACAUCACUGGGCAGUCGGAAAGCUCAGACGAAGUCUUCAACAUGCAGCCCAGUCCAUCUACCUCGAGUCUCAGCUCCAAUCACUCAGCCUCUCCAAAUGUGACCAGCUCAGCCCCCUCCAGUGCCCGAGGCUCACCUCAACUGUCAGAGAAACACAAGCAUGUCCGGGAGAACUCCUGCCUCUCUCCAAGGGAUAGACCCUGUAGCGCUGUAUUUCCCAAUCCUCUUGAUCCCACACAGAGGAUGAUCCCACACCCAGCAGGUGAUGCCUCUCUGCCUCGCAGCGAUCCCAACAUCUCCAUUCCAGACAAAGUGGUCAAGCCUGCCCCAAGCAGCUGGAGUCUUGAUACACCAUUCUCUGACUUUGUUGGAAAGCAGUUUUGCCCCCCUGUCCCUCCUAGGCCUCCGUAUUCAGGGUCUCCUGCUAAAAAUAUGAGAUCACAGUCGCCAGGUCCAGUAUCAAGAUCACCACAAAAGUACUCUGUCCCUCCCUUCACGCCCUCGCCUACAGAGUGCCUACCAGCAGGGCUUGUACCCAACUCCCCAGGGCUCUCUGGCAGCUACAGCAGCGGUAUCUCCUCUCUCAGCCGCUGCAGUGUUUCUGAAGUCUCAGGCACCGAAGUCACACCCUCCACUGACCACGCCUUUCCCACCUCUGCCUCCAGUGGCUCGGAUGAGCUUUAUAGGCGAGAAAACAAGACUCCGCCCCCUUACAGCACCCACCCGCGGAGACCGGUGCCCCUCCCUCACAGCCUCUCCAUUCCCACAACUGCUGAUGCUCCACCCAUUCCACCAAAACCCCACCAGCUUCGCAGUGUUAAGCCAGUGGAGCAGCUGCCCCGCCCCCGCCCCCUUCCCAGGAAAAUCUCUCAGCUUUAGUGCUGCUGGAAGAAAAUACCAUGUGCCACUAAUUGCACUUUCUCUCUUUGGGUUGAUAACCCACACUUUUAAUUUACAUAAGAAACAGACUGGGUAGGUGGGAGGAUAUGGCGGGGGGGUGGGAGUGCUUUUUCCUGCACUUUUCAGCAAUCACAGAUCAAGAUGCUCUGAAAACAGAAGCAUUUUUACAUUGUGUAAAUACUGAUAUGAAACGUAUGUUUUUGCCUUAAGUAUUGCAAACAGAAUAUUUUACCAUUGGGUAAUGCACGUUUCUAAGUACAUUUAAGUACGUUCUCCUUUUUUAAAUGGCUCAGAGAGGUGCUAAAGGCCUCCAUUCGGCUUUUCAUAUCGGCACUAGAUCACCAAACCCUUUUAUUCAUCUGCAAGAACUUAUUCUAAACAAUUUAAGAGGUUAUGGUCUUAUUGAUUUGAGCACAUUUGUAGAUAAUACAGCAGUCAGUUUAUACAAAACAUUCAUCCAUCACUUACUUGUUAGGAUGAGAUUUAUGGUGUACAUGAUUUGGUCAGCACUCGCAGCUGACGCUUUUGUAAUAAAGCCUAACCACACGAGUCGAAUGCUCGAGUUAGUCUACCUGGUAUUGUGCCAAAGGAACAGAGAAACUGUCAUACUGUAUUUUUAUUUUCCAGCUCAAGAUUGACAUUAAGUUUCUGCUUUAAACAUUUUUUACACUCUUAUUAUUAUUUUUAACAGCCAUGUGAAAGUACAAUUGGAAUAGUCAUUGGCGUAACUGGAAAAAUCCGGUGACAGGCUGGUACUCUCAUUAUACUGGCUGAGUAAUAUUUAGGAAAGGAGCUGAAGGCAGAAGCAUCUGCCCAUAGGCAUAGCAGGAGCCAGCCUAAUUAAGGUGUGUAGUGACUGACUUUUUUUUUAAUGUGUGCUGAAAUUGAUGGAGUCUUUACAAAAAUAAAGUCUGCCAUUCUUUAUAGUCACAUUCUACUAUGCCGGUUGCAUGCACUGUCCAUCUACCCAAGUUGCUCAAAACUGCCAGUAGGACACAGCUAUAGAGCUGUGACAAUAUACCUGAGUAAUGAUUAAUUAUAAUGAUUCUGAUUUACCACUAUAAUCACACUGAGUUCAUAAUAUACCAAGUUUAAUACAUUUACACUUAUUCAUUACUAUUUUGUGUCAGUGGAUCUCAGAGCAGUCCCACAGUCUCCCAGCUGCUCCAUAGAUUAGCCUCACAGUCAUAUUUAAGGUAUGAACUAUAUGAAGUAAAAACAUGAUUGUGUGUAAUGUUCGAGAAAAAUUCUCCACAAUAAGGUGGUGGUGUUCAGGUACAACGUUAGUGAUCCUGCUCGAAAAUAUCUACAUUUCUAGUAACAAAUGACAAAUUCCUUUUUUUAUUUGAGAACAUAAUUGUAAUCUGUAUACUGCUUAUUAAUUAUAGCAGCUGUAAACAAUCAUUCCAUCACCCACCACUCAUUUUCUUUCUCAUGACGUUAACAAGAAUAAUGGUUAGUAACCAGAGAAACAGUUCACCGGCAAGAAACAGCGAAGCCGUUCAUCAACACACAAAAAACCUACAGGAACAGCUUUACAGCUAACAAGGCCAGUGAUAUACACACUGUCAAUUGCUUUACAAACGUUGAUUCUGCCAGAGAUGCUGGGAAAAUAAUAAACACCUUGUGACUAGUCAGAUUGGAGAAUUCCAAUAUUGUCUUGUGGUAUAAUUAUAAUAUAGUGUCAGUUUUUUAUAUUUUUUUGUUGAGAUUUUUUUUUUGUAUCGAAUCAUUUAAUGUUCAAAAUUUUGUAACAUUGAAAAUCAUGUAUGUGCAAAUUUACCGUAUUGUAUACGUUUGUAUAUUGUCACCGCCCUAUUUAUAAUUCAAUCUGGCUAUUCAUCGGCUGCGGUUUUUCUGGACAUAAUCCUUUACACAGAAAUGUUAGAGAUUUGGGCCUUUAUAGCAGUCCUGUAAGAGCCUGGUUACUGUGCCCUGAAAAUGAACAAUAGCUCCUCAAUUUAUAAACAGAAAAAUAGAAACGUAUCGAUCACCUCUUUUCACUGCUUCUUUUCUUUGUAGGAAAAUUAAAAUCGUUUUAAAUAAUUUUCAAACUUUGGACAAACAUCUCCACAUGAAUCAAUGCUUGAAAAAGAAAUGUGUAAAUUAUAUAAUAAUGUCUUUGUAAUUAUGCCAAAUACAAUACCUUCUCUAUUGUAAAUACAAUGUUUUUAAAAGAAAGUGUGUAGCUAUAACAAAUUUACAGCUUUGAAUGUCAGAACAAAUUAUAAUUAUAAAUGUUAAAUAUUUAUGAUUUUUUUGAGGGGGGGUAGGGGGUAGAAGAAAUGAGGUUGAUCUCUCACAUUUUAUGUACAUUCUAAUGAAUUCCUGUGUAAUAAAAUGUUUCCAACAAGCA